Agrilus planipennis (emerald ash borer) is the source of this 3596-nucleotide messenger RNA. RefSeq names its product HEAT repeat-containing protein 6. The record is from RefSeq and is a predicted model, not a curated record. The coding region runs from base 146 to 3436 and encodes 1096 amino acids. Lineage: Eukaryota; Metazoa; Arthropoda; Insecta; Coleoptera; Buprestidae. The transcript is spliced from 18 exons.
AAAAAUCGUACAUAACCUAUGAGUUGUUAAUUUAGCGUAAUACAAUACAGUUUAUUGGAAAACGAAACAAGAACCCUUAACUUUAUCAGCACACUCGUUACACUUUAAGUAUUUUACAUUUCGGGUAUUUUAAAGGGACGUCGAAAUGGCCAAAGACUAUCAGCACACCUUUGAUGUUUUAAGUGGCAAAUUAUCUCAAUUAACUUUGAGUCGGAUUAAAGGAGAUCAUAAAUACAUAUGUACAAUUUUGGAUGAAAUUAACAUCUUAGAUUUUGAAAAACCAGUUGUUACUAAUGCAUCGAAAGCAGUUUUAUUAGUCCAUCAGUGUUGUACACUUAUUCUACCAGACGACAACAUUUUGGUUGCGAAAUGUUGUAAAUUAAUUUUAAACCUAAUUAAUCAUCAAAAUAUUAUAUUAGAAGGUCAAACGUUAGUUAUAACAGUUCGUUGGAUGUUGCAAGCAUUAAGAAAUGCCUCUGACCAUUUAUUUUUGGAUCUCCUCAGUACCUUAGAUACAGUAUUGAAAUCAAGUAGAAAGAGUUUAGAUUGUUUAUUGCCAGAAAUUGUUAUUAAAAAUGGACCCUUGUUACAAAUUCUGGACAACAAAAAUUCUGAAGUUAUUCUAGGUGCCCUGCAAAUAUUGGAAACGUGCACUAAUUGUGAAGAUGAUGAAAAAGUGAGAAAGAAUGGCAGCAACGAAUACCAGAAAGAGUAUACAAUAUGCGCAAACAUAUUUGAAAAAUUUUUGACUGAUAUUAAACCCCAGAACUAUGAUGAUUUAAUUUUUUGCAAAAUAUUAAUUUGUUGUUUGAAAGGAUUAGAAAAUGUUAUUCAACAAAGUUCAAGUUAUUUGCAAGAAAAGUUGGGCCUUCUUUUAGGUAUUUCUAAAAGUUACAUGGUUUAUUGUAUAAAUAAUGUUGAUUUUGUAAUUCCCCAACACAUUACUCCUUCAACUUUUGCCCUUGCUGAGCCAGUUACUUCAACGUCAAGGGAUAAAAAAGGUGGGAAGAUCACCAAGCAAAGGAAACAUAGAGCAGCUAAAAAUAGAAAAGAUAAAAGAACAUCUGAAUCUGACUCUGAAUUGGGGGGUGAAUUUCAUAAUGCCAGUUCUUACGUUCCAGUCUCAAAUUUUUCAGAUGAAAACAACACUCAAAGUUCUUCUCUAAAAAUGAAAGCUAGUGAUUCUGAUUUUUCGGACACAGAAGUAGGGAAAGUUGCAAAAAUAAAAAUCACUCAGGGUAGAGUGAGACAAACAGCCCUAUCCCUUCUUUAUAACAUAGUUAAGUUAACUGAGAAGUCAAAAAUUUUCCCAUUUUGGUCUAGCUUUAUACCAGGCGGCUCACUUUUGUCAAAACACAACUUAAGAACAUGUAUUCUUCAUGAACCAUCUCCAAGAGGUCGUAUGGCGGCCCUAAAUGUUUUAUUAGCGUUGUUAACCAGUUCGAAAAUGUAUUUGUCUCAAGCUGAAAUGAGCGAUAAAUAUUCGGCAUUUACCCCGUUUUCUGUAAUGUUGGGGGAAACUAUUUAUGAAUUACACAAAUGCCUGUGCCUGGCCCUAAACGAGAAUUCAGUACAGGUUCUUAUACAAUGCCUUAAGUGUCUUUCAGUCCUUAUUCAAAGCACCCCUUACAAUAGACUUAAGCCUGGACUUUUAAGCAAAGUCAUACGUAACGUUAAAGUGUUCAUCAAGCACAAAGAUGCUACAGUGCAAGUUGCAAGUUUGAUCGUUUUGGGGUGUGCUCUUGCGUCUGAACCAGUAGUUCCAGAAACGAAACAGGCUUUUCUCAAACAGACGUUUAAAUAUUCGGUCAAACAGCCGAAAACAGAUAAAAGUCAAAAACAAGAGAAAGAAACUUAUUCAGAUGAUGAUUUUGAAUAUGUCAACUUUUCUUCUGAUGAAGAGAGUUGUGUAAUAGGAAAAGAUUUGGAGUGUUCCGGGUGUAAAAAAGACAUUUCUUGGUUGCUACAAGUGUGCCUCAACAAUUUAGGAAUUAAUGGUGAAGAAAGUCAACAGGCUGUUGCUGUUCCAGUAAAAUUGGAAUCACUUCAAGUAAUUUCGUCCAUGACACGAAAUUAUUUUCAGUCUCUAAUGGCGCCCCAUUUCAGUUUGAUUACCGAGGCUUUGGUAGCAUCUUUGAACGACAAAAGUCAAGGAAUUCAUAUACACCUACAUGCAGGCAGAACUGUCGAUUUUAUUGGACAAAGAAUGUCGUCAUACUUUAAUAGCAAAGAUCCUGAUCAAACAUUACCUCUUGAAAAAGGAUUAGAGUUUUGGACUUUGCUUUUGAACGGUCCUUUGAUUGGUCUCAUUCAGGACGAAAAUAACCCUCCUCUCAGGGCAGUUGGUUGUGACUGUUUGGGGAGCAUAGGGUCCCAUAUUUUUGAAUGUCUGCCAAGGGACAAACAAAUUCUUACGGUUACUUUACUAUUUGCUUGCAGUCGUGAUUUAGAAAAUAUUGUUAAGGCUUCGUCUGUAAGGGCUUUAGGCAUAUGUGUGCAGUAUCCGUCAUUAAGAGAAGACAUAGGUUUUGUUGUUGAUGUCGCAGAAACAGUAUAUUCGACAUUGCAAGAUAACAAUAGUGCAGUUAAAAUUAAAUCAGCGUGGUCUUUAGGAAAUCUUAGUGACAGUUUGACAGCAAAUAGGUCCGAAGUAAACGGUGAAGAAAUCCCCACAAAUCUUUUGAUUAAAUUAUUACAAGUAACAAUAGCAGCAUCAGAUCAAAAUGAUAAAAUUAAAAUGAACACCGUUCGAGCUCUGGGAAACCUCCUACAAUUAGUUCACAGAGAUCUUCUAGAGACGAAUAAAAACGUUUGGCAAUGUCUAGAAGCAGCCUUUAACGUUUUAGUUAAAUGUGCCACUACAGGAUCACAUGCUAAAGUUCGGUGGAAUGCCUGUUAUGCUCUUGGAAAUGCUUUAAAGAACGAAAAUUUGUAUUUCGAAGGCGCAAAUUGGCAGAAUUCAGUAUUUUCAUCGCUUUCUUUUCUGGUGAUCAGCUAUCGCAAUUUUAAAGUUCGGAUAAAUGCAGGCUACGCAUUAUCUUGUCCACUAAAAAGAACAUUUUAUAGUCAUAAUUUCAAUUUAGUUUGGACUUCUUUACUGAAGGCCUUGGAAAAUGCAGAAAACAUGGAAGAUUUUAGCGAGUACAAGCACAGAGAUCACUUAGUUGAACAAAUUUGUUUAACUGUUGCACACAUGACAACGUUAUUAACCCCUGAAGAUCUCAGUAGUAUGGAAGACAAUUUCGCUUUUUAUAGUGACCUCCUUGGACAACAAAUGCGUCAUGUUGCAGACAGAGUUAUCCCCGAAAAAUCUGCUGUACUUAUGACAGCUUUAGAACAUUUAAAAAAAUUAGCAAAAAAAUGCGAAAGUUUUUCAUCUGACCAAAAAUAUAUUCUAGACUGUUUGAUGAAAAUAUUUUACAUUAAUACUCUGUAAAUGUUUUUAUUUGUCUUGUUUUUUACGGAUAUGAUAAUAUAUAAUUGUUAUCAAAAUGUGUUGCCUUUUAAUCACUGUGAAGUCCCAAAAAUACAUAAAAACUAACUGUCUAUAUAACUCAUUUAAUAAUUAAAAAUUAUUUUGAUUUAAAGCUACAUAU